Molecule: messenger RNA, 1920 nt
Organism: Colletotrichum karsti
Lineage: Eukaryota; Fungi; Ascomycota; Sordariomycetes; Glomerellales; Glomerellaceae
Product: sugar transporter
Exons: 9
Coding region: 1-1920 (639 amino acids)
Biological process (GO): transmembrane transport
Cellular component (GO): membrane
Molecular function (GO): myo-inositol:proton symporter activity
Source: RefSeq, a predicted model, not a curated record
AUGUCUGAAAAGGAGAAGAGACUCGACGCAGAAUCGCCGGUCCGCCACGACGGCAUUGGUCACAGCGAGGAAGCGGAGCGCAAGAAGAGCAUCGCCGAACUCACUCAGAACCUCGAAGGCGAGAUCCGCAACCCUUUGAGAGGCAUUCCCAAAGCCCAACUUCUUGAACAGGUCACGACCUACCAGAGAACUCAAGGCCUACCGGAAGAGAUUCUUCCACUCCUGCAGAAGGGCGCUCUUGUGGCUCAGAACCCAGCACUCUUCGAGACUCUUGAUGAGCUCGAUGAGGGCGAAAAGACCGCCCUGAGAGAGGAAGUUACCCACAGAUGGAAACACCCCUGGCCUCUGUACUACACGAUCAUUCUCAACUCUAUUGCUGCUGCUAUUCAGGGUUGGGAUCAGACUGGAUCCAAUGGCGCCAAUCUGUCUUUCCCUCUCGCUCUUGGUAUCCCAGAUACGGCUGGUUCUGCAUGUGGUCCAGUUGCGAACGAGGGUGACUGCGCCAAGAAUAGUUGGAUCAUCGGCUUUGUCAACUCCAUGCCCUACAUCACCAUCUGUCUCUUUGCUGGCUGGAUCUCUGACCCUAUGAACGACUUAUUGGGCCGUCGGGGUGUGAUUUUCGUUGCCGCCAUCUUCUCACUCCUCGCACCUUUCGGCAUGGCAGUGUCACAGACAUGGGGCCAGCUUGCAGCGUGCAGAAUGCUUCUCGGAAUCGGGAUGGGUUUGAAAGAGGUCACCGUCCCAGUAUUCUCCGCCGAGAAUUCCCCCACGCUCAUUCGAGGUGGUCUAGUCAUGUCAUGGCAAGUUUGGACGGCUUUUGGCAUCUUCCUGGGCACAUGCGCCAACCUUGCCGUGGGUAAAACCGGAGACAUCGCAUGGCGUUUGCAGUUCGGCUCAGCCUUCAUCCCGGCCGUGCCCCUGGUGAUCGGCACCUUCUUCUGCCCAGAGAGUCCUCGUUGGUUGCUGAAGAAGGGCAAGACUUUGCAGGCCUGGCAUUCCCUCUUGCGGCUCCGCAACACUCCUCUUCAAGCCGCGCGCGAUCUCUACUACAUCCACGUACUUCUCGAAGAUGAGGUUGCGCUUGUUCAGGAAGCUGGCCUUCAGGCUACCAGCAACCUGUUCACUCGCUUCGUCGAACUGUUCACCAUUCCGCGCAUUAGGCGAGCUACUUGGGCCUCUGGAAUUGUCAUGAUUGCACAACAGAUGUGUGGAAUCAAUAUCAUCUCCUUCUACAGCUCUACCAUCUUCAAAGAGAGUGGCAUCGGCGACUACACCGCCCUUUGGGCCAGCUUCGGUUUCGGUCUCAUUAACUUUAUCUUCGCAUGGCCUGCCGUGUGGACGAUCGACACUUUCGGUCGCCGAACACUCUUGCUCUUCACCUUCCCGAACAUGUUUUGGACUCUUCUUGCUGCCGGUCUGUGCUACCUCAUCGAUAAGGACUCUGAGAAUAGUACGGCUCGGAUUGCAGCUGUCGCAACCUUCGUCUACCUCUUCGCCGCAUUCUAUUCCCCGGGUGAGGGGCCAGUCCCUUUCAUGUACUCGGCCGAGGUCUUCCCCCUUUCUCAUCGUGAGAUCGGCAUGUCUUGGGCUGUCGCGACCAACAACUUUUGGGCCUCGGUGCUUUCGCUCACAUUCCCUCGGAUGUUGAUUGCAAUGACGGCUACUGGAGCCUUCUCGUUCUACGCGGGUCUCAAUCUGGUCGCAUUGGCGCUCAUAUUUCUGUUUGUACCAGAAACAAAGCAGAAAUCUCUCGAAGAGCUCGACUACGUCUUUGGGGUCCCCGACCGCAAGCAUGCUUCUUACCAGCUCUUCACUGUGUUGCCUUGGUGGACAAAGCGGUGGAUCUUCCAGAAGAAGACUGCGGUCUGCCCACCACUGUACCAUGAUGAGAAUGCUGAGCAUCACCACGGAGGAGAAUGA